AUGAUCCAGACUCCAAAGCAGUCACCUGUGUACUGUCCUGGGCAUACACGUCCGGUCGUUGAUAUCUGUUAUAGCGGAGAGACAGAUUGCGGACAUCUUUUCAUCACUGCUUCAAAAGAUGGUAAAGCAAUUCUGCGCCAAGGUGAUACAGGAGAUUGGAUUGGAACAUUUUUAGGUCAUAAAGGAGCUGUCUGGUCGUGUGUCUUAGACAAGCAUGCUACUAAGGCUGCUACAGGGGCGGCGGAUUUCACUGCCAAAGUAUGGGAUGCAAACUCCGGUUCGGAGCUCCUUUCAAUCACCCAAGAUCAUAUUGUUCGGUGCGUUGACUUGAGCAAAACUGACUCAGGCGCAAAAUUACUCACUGCUAAUAACUGGAAAAAGAUUUCGGUCUAUGAUCUAAACGCUCCUAAAUCACCCAUAUCCGUAUUCGGGGGACACGAACAAAUAAUUCGUCGACUGCUAUGGUGUGGCGAAGAUAAACUUGCUUUAUCCAUAUCAGAGGAUAAAACUAUCCGCUUGUGGGAUCUCCGAGAUAUUCUGAAGCCAGCUGCAGUUCAUCAGAUAUGGUCCAAGGAAUUAUCAGACCCAGUCAACGAUAUUCAAUUCCAUAUCCCUUAUAAUGAAGAUCAAGUGAAAGCUGUGGUAGCAUGUGGAAACUCAAUCCAGACUUAUACGUUUGACUGGCGUUAUAGCAACGUGAUAGAAGCACCUGAAGCUUUCCCAAAAUUCAGUCUAUCGUGUCCAGUAAAUUCUGUCAGCUUGCAUCCCACUGAAAAAUUACUUGUAUGUGGUGGAGAUGAUCACAUAAUAUAUCGAUUAAAUUCGGAAACUGGUGAAAUAUUAGAAACCUGCAAGGGACAUUUUGGCCCUCUACAUUGUGUUAGAUUUUCUCCUGAUGGACACGUUUAUGCAAGCGGUAGUGAAGAUGGCACUGUUCGUUUGUGGCAAACUGUUGUUGGAAGUGACUUUGGAUUAUGGAGAUUGACUGUACCGAAUGAAGUUUCUGCUGUUAAUUGCUCAAAUUUAUCUGUAUCUGCCAAAGAUCACUGUAGCACGAAUUUAGCCGAAGUACCGGCUACUGGUGAUACUAUUAAUAGUUGA
Schistosoma guineensis is the source of this 1101-nucleotide messenger RNA. NCBI's taxonomy places the organism in Eukaryota, Metazoa, Platyhelminthes, Trematoda, Strigeidida, Schistosomatidae. The record is from the annotation of a GenBank genome assembly.